Messenger RNA from Nicrophorus vespilloides, 1206 nucleotides. RefSeq names its product cationic trypsin-like. Lineage: Eukaryota; Metazoa; Arthropoda; Insecta; Coleoptera; Silphidae. Gene Ontology annotation, molecular function: serine-type endopeptidase activity. The record is from RefSeq and is a predicted model, not a curated record. Bases 1 to 801 code for a protein of 266 amino acids. The transcript has a single exon. Gene Ontology annotation, biological process: proteolysis.
AUGUUAAAAUACUUGCUAAAAAUUUCGGUGUUUUUUUCAGCCGUUUUAUCUGUACAAUGCGAAAUCCAUCCGUUCCUAGUUAUAAUAGCUGCGUUAAGGAACAAUUCGUUUUAUGAGAUCGCAGGAGGAACUUUGAUCAACAGCGAGUGGGUGUUGUGCGCGGAGAGUUGCAGGAAUCUGGACGUAGAUGGUGGUAGUUCGACGGCGAUAGGAGGUAUCGAAAAAGACAUGUCCAUCCAAACCGCUCAGAAGAGGCUGGUCAUCAUGUGGAUUACGCAUCCGGAAUACGAAGAAUCUUCAGUGAAUUUGGCUCUCCUCAAAUUGGAGUACGCUUUCGUUCUUAACGAGUAUUUAUCACCUGUCAGUAUUCUGACCAUCGAUAGGAAGAUGAAAAGCGACGGGACUUCGGAAUUGGUGCAUCCUCUCAAGAAACAAGUGAAAAGGGGUAAACGUGUGGACGUCAUCAGCGAUGAAUUAACAGUGCUUCCGCAAAAAAUAUGCGAGUCUACGUUAAAUCAAACCAUAUACAAGCACGAGUUUUGCAGCCGAUUUGAUAGGAACGACAGUAGGUUGAAUUGGAACGGACCAUUGAUGACACGUCGUCGUCAGCUUGGAGUCUUCAGUAGAAACAUCAGCCAUAGAAACGAGAUGUACUUGGUCUUCACUAGAAUAGACUCACAGGUUGAUUACUUGAUGACCAUGUGCAAGCAAGUAGGACGAUCCUCCUCUCAUCACUCUCAUUCAAAUUACUUUAUUUUAAUAUUUUUCACAUCAAAUGUUUGUGUCUUUAUGUAUAAAUAAAUUUUACUCAUACGAUUAUUUGUGAUCUGGGUCGCAAUAGACAACGAGCACAUAAGAACAGCAUCAAGGAUGCAGAGAGGACCACCUUUUUCCAUCGUAAAUGCGUUGUUGUUGUUGGACGAAUCCGACGGCAACAGACAAUAGGACUUUCCCAACUUUUCCGCAAAGAUUAAAAUUAUGUGGGUCGUAUAAGGAAAGCAAACAGAGAGGACAGCCGAUGAAAAAAGAAAAAAGAAGUCUCGUGGGAGAAAACAAAGUAUCUUUUCGAGAAGUGGAACACGCGAACUUUAAAGAAAUAUGUAUUUCGCCAAAGUCGCAAUCACGUAAUCCUUGGAUCGAUCUUUUUUUUUCUUGCUUGCCGCUAUUAAUCAACUGGAAUUCAUUACCAUAAUAGGAUUAUAAAGC